CGCCCCUUAGCCCCCGCCCCCAGCUGCCAGUCCCCAGCAGCUCAGUCCUGCAGUGAGAGUCUUGGGAGUCCAUAGCUAAGCACCAGGAGCUGAGCACUGUCCGCUGUGCCUGCCUGCGAGUCUCCGACAUGGCUCAGGAGAAAAUGGAGCUGGACUUUGAGCCUGAUACAUCUGAUGGGGGUACCCUGAGGAGAUCCAGCAGCGCUCCCCUGAUCCAUGGGCUCAGUGACCUUUCACAGGUUUUUCAACCUUAUACCUUUAGAACUCGGAGGAAUAGUACAACGAUUAUGAGCCGUCAUAGCCUGUUGCUGUCAUCCUCGCCUAACCGUGUUCCUAGCAGCAGACUGCAUCAGAUCAAAAGGGAGGAGGGCAUGGAUAUGAUGAACAGGGAAACUGCACAUGAACGGGAAGUGCAGACAGCAAUGCAGAUAAGCCAAUCAUGGGAUGAGAGCUUGAGCCUGAGUGACAGCGAUUUUGAGAAGCCGGAGAAACUAUAUUCUCCAAAAAGGAUUGACUUCACUCCAGUUUCUCCGGCACCAUCACCCACCAGAGGAUUUGGAAAGCAAUGUUUUUCACCAUCCUUACAAAUGUUUGUGAGCAGCAGCGGGCUGCCACCAAGUCCCGUUCCUGGUCCAAGACGCUUUACCAGGAGGAGUCAGAGUCCAGUCAAGUGCAUCAGGCCCAGUGUUCUUGGUCCUCUGAAAAGAAAAGGUGAAAUGGAGACAGAAAGUCAGCCCAAGAGGCUCUUCCAAGGCACUACCAGUAUGCUGUCUCCGGAGGCUGCACAACUGUCUGAUCUCAGUUCAUGUUCAGAUAUUUUGGAUGGCAGUAGUAGAAGCAGUGGCUUAUCCUCAAACUCCCUGGCUAAAGGCAGCACAACCGCAGAGUCUCCAGUAGCAUGCUCCAAUUCAUGCUCUCCGUUCAUCUUGAUGGAUGAUCUCUCACCCAAGUGA
Molecule: messenger RNA, 953 nt
Organism: Odobenus rosmarus divergens (Pacific walrus)
Lineage: Eukaryota; Metazoa; Chordata; Mammalia; Carnivora; Odobenidae
Gene: PABIR2
Product: protein FAM122B-like
Exons: 10
Coding region: 129-953 (274 amino acids)
Molecular function (GO): protein serine/threonine phosphatase inhibitor activity
Source: RefSeq, a predicted model, not a curated record